UCCUCCGCCCCUGCCUCCGACGCUCCUGACGGGACCACAAGCGACGAAGAUGGAUUUCUCUUCUUCCGCCUCCCCCGUGGCGGCGGAACCUGCUGCUGCUACGGGCCGGUACACGUUCAGCCCGAGGCUGCGGUGGCAGCCCGAGGUCGAGGAGUACUUCGCCUCCGCGUACGGCCGCGACCACUUCGCCCGCAUCUCCCAAGCCCUCGCGCACCCGUCUUGUUACUCUUGUAUCCGUGUGAAUACCCUAAAAUCUUCGACUGAUGUUGUCAUGCAAAAACUCCUCAGUUUGGUUAAUCAAAGUGAACUUUGUGGUGGAAUGGGUGGUUUGGAGAUAGGUGAGCAGAAUGGUGAAGAGCAAGCACAUGAAGGGAGUUACCUGGUGCAUAAGUGCCCGUAUUCUGGCCUUGAAAAUGUUUUAUUCAUUCAAGGUUCAGGGCCACAUGUUCUGCACUGCGAUGGCCAACCUGGUCAAUCUAUCAAGGAGAUAAUUGUUAGUCGAAAAUGUGCAGAGUCAGUUCUUCGAGGAGCCCAGGUGUAUGUCCCUGGUGUUUUGGCUUGCAGUUCACAUGUUGAAAAGGGUGACAAGGUUGCAGUCUCAGUCGCUGUUGAGCAACCUGUUAAGGAUAGUGGUUGGGCUGUUGGUAUAACACGAGGAAUCGUUCUACAGGGGUUGCGGUCAGAUGCACAUUAUGAAGAGAGAAAGGGUCUGUACAUUGGUCAAGGGAUCGCUGCAAUGUCAAGGGCUGGAAUUUUUCGUGUUCUUCAUGGAGUUGCAGUAGAGAUGACUGAGAGGGUGUACAAACUCCCAUCUUUUAAUGAUGUUCUUGAAGGUGAAAUAUUUCUUCAAAAUUUGCCAAGUAUUGUGGCUGCUCGUGUCCUUGAUCCCCAGCAAGGAGAGCGAAUACUGGAUAUGUGUGCUGCUCCAGGAGGAAAAACAACAGCAAUUGCUAUCCUUAUGAGGGACAAGGGAGAAAUUGUUGCCCUUGAUAGAUCUCACAAUAAGGUGAUGGGUAUUUUGAACUUGGCUGAUGAGAUGGGUCUAAGUUGUAUAAAAGCUUAUAAACUUGAUGCUCUCAAAUCUGUACGGAAGAUGAAUGAGGCAAGAAAUCUUGGUGUGGCAGAUAACUGCUCUGAAUCUAUUGUGACAAUGGAGGAGAACUCUGUCCCUUGCCAUACUACAACCGUUGCCAGGGUUACUAAUGCAGGUGAAGACAGCUUAACUACAACAGUUUUGCAGACUGAUGACCCAAAACCAGAUGCUGGAAGGUAUGUUAGUAAUGCAGACCUCAGGAAGAAUUUAAGGCGUAUGAGGAAUGGAACAGGAAGAAGUAACAUCUCUGGAGGUAGAGUUGAAGACUCAAAAGGAUUUUUUCCUAGCAGCUUUGAUCGUGUCCUCCUUGAUGCUCCAUGUUCUGCACUUGGGUUGAGACCUCGGCUCUUUGCUGGUGAGGAAACAUUGGAAUCCCUGAGAAAGAAUGCAACAUAUCAAAGGAGAAUGUUUGAUCAAGCUGUCAAGCUAGUUCGCCCUGGUGGGGUAAUUGUUUAUUCCACGUGUACUAUUAACCCAGGAGAAAACGAGGGUUUGGUCAGAUAUGCUUUGGAUACAUACAAAUUCCUGUCACUAGGAUCACAGCACCCAAAAGUUGGAGGACCUGGUAUUAUUGGCUCGUGUAAGCUGCCCAACAAGGCAUAUACUGAGGAGUGGUUGACGGAGCAUGAAGCACAACUUGUCCAGAGGUUUGAUCCGUCAUCAUCGCUGGAUACUAUGGGUUUCUUCAUUGCGAAGUUCAAUGUUGGAGAAAAGGAGGACUGAGCAAAAAGUCUUUUUAGCUCUACAUUGUAUGCUAGUACAACUUUACAUUAAAGAUCGUUUCCCUCCCAGACAUAUUCAGUGGUCAACAGCCUCACAGGCAGGUAUUGUACCUGCAUUUCUGCAUCCAUAGGUUUGCUGAGGAAUUUUGUUAUCUGUGGUCGCAGGUUCUAGUGAAAUCACUAGACGAUUAUGGUUUGACCAUGUGUAGGUAUGAUGUGACAUGAGAACGUAUCCAGUGAAACGCCCCAAUCCAUGCACCAGCUGAACCCAUCUA
Messenger RNA from Lolium rigidum, 2090 nucleotides. Its product is annotated as rRNA (cytosine-C(5))-methyltransferase NOP2C. Gene Ontology annotation, biological process: RNA methylation. The record is from RefSeq and is a predicted model, not a curated record. The transcript is spliced from 12 exons. NCBI's taxonomy places the organism in Eukaryota, Viridiplantae, Streptophyta, Magnoliopsida, Poales, Poaceae. Bases 50 to 1816 code for a protein of 588 amino acids. Gene Ontology annotation, molecular function: RNA binding; methyltransferase activity.